UUUUCUGAUAAACCGCCUCCUCCUGUGAGCGGGGGGGGCGAGAGGUGCUUCUCUUCUGGGGACGUCGAGGCUCCGGUGAAGUAACGGAGAGACGAGUCGGUGAUGAGAAAUCCUCUCCAGGGAUGUAGCGGCUGCUGCACACACGCACGCACACACGCACACACGGACACGCGCGCGCCUCCGUUACUUGGAAACCGUCGGUUCGCCGCGGAAACUUUUUCUCUUCGGAUGGAAGAAGUUCUGAGACAAAGCGGUGCUCGCGGGGCUGUUUUCGUCUCCACCGAGUUGUGAUGCUGGAGGCAGCCGGGCUCUGAGCCACGCGAUGUCUUGGGGGGAGUUCAUCGAGCUCCGUGACCUGAGGCCGGACGGGGAGCAGAUGGAGCGGACGCACUGCCCACACUCGCCCUGCUCGCCGCCGCGCCUGGAGAGAGCCAACGCCCUGAGGAUCAGCCCGGGGAAGGUGCCGGACCUGCUGAGCCGGGUGGGCAUCAUCCGGGUCCUGAGCAGCACCCAGGACCCCCACCUCCCCGAGGAGAAGGGAGAGGGACACAACUUCCAGCCCUGCAGCAACGCUCAGCCCACCUGGUGCGACCUGUGUGGAGACUUCAUCUGGGGCCUGUACAAGCAGAGCCUGCGCUGUGCCAAUUGUAGAUUCACGUGCCACUACCGCUGCCGCGCUCUGAUCCAGUUGGACUGCCGCUGGGACCGAGGCUCCGUGGCUGACCACACGUUGGUGGUGGAGCACACCAUAGAAACUGACACCAAUGUGGAUGAACAAACCGCAUGGGGAAAGCAGGAACUGACGACUGCAGAUAUUCAGCAGAAGGUGAAGGAAUACAACGCUCAGAUCAACAGCAAUCUGUUCAUGAACAUGAACAAGGAUGGUUCCUUCACUGGCUUUAUAAAGGUGCAGUUCAAGUUGGCCCGUCCUGUGUCAGUUCCACCUCCAAAGAAAGGAGGUCAGGAUGCUGGAGGGAGGAAGGCUGCCGGAGUGAAGCGCCGCACCUCUUUCUACCUGCCAAAGGACGCAUCCAAGCACCUGCACAUCAGCUCACGCACUUCUGCCCGGGAGGUCAUCGAGGUUUUGUUGAAAAAGUUCACUGUGGUGGACAACCCUGGCAAGUUUGCCCUGUUCGAGCGCAGUGAGCGCCAUGACCAAGUUUACGUUCGCAAGGUGUCCGACAAUGAGAGUCCCCUCCGUCUGCGCCUGUGCACCGGGCCCAACGAGAAGGUCCUCAGCUUCGUUCUGAAAGAGAAUGAAACUGGAGAAGUUAAUUGGCAUGCCUUCUCCAUGCCUGAGCUGAAGAACUUCCUGCGCAUCCUGCAGCGCGAAGAGGAGGAGCACGUCAAGCAGAUCGUGCAGCGGUACGCUCAGGCGCGCACUAAGAUGCGGGAGGCUGUGGCUGGCUCGACCCCCGGCUGAGGCGACUCUGCGUUGGGAGGGGUUUUGCGUGCACCGCUUUGCCUGGACAAACCAGUCAUCGCUGCAUCCGAAGAUCCCGGCUAACACAACUCUAAAACGCCUCUUGGGUGAACGAGAGAGUGAGACAGGGCGCAAGACAGUGAGAGAGCGAGAGAGAGCUAGCGCGAAUGUGCGUGUGAAAUGAUGCGAGAGAUGCGACGUGCCUUACACCUGGAGAGUCUGAUGUGCCUGAGAGAAUUGAGUUGAGAGAAGCGACACUGGCAGAUGAGGCCGUGACUGUAUACAGUAGUGUCUGAUAAUCCUGUGUACCUCAGCGGUGUCACUUUAACUUAGAAGAAAAUGGCAGGCAUGGUUUUUUAGCAUUUUUUGGGGGGUUGAGAAAUCGUAUUGAUAUACAUUGCUAAAGCCGAGCCUCAUUAUUUGAUCUGAUAAUUAAUCUGGAAAUUGCAUUCCUUUUUUCUUUUUCUUUUUUUACCCAGUUUACAAAAUUGGUAACCUGUCCAAUCAUGACAUUCCUGCUAAGGUCAUUUAACUUAAUCUAGUCCUUAAACAACCUACCACAGAUACUAAUAAACUUUUAUAUGGCCAUUUCUUCUCUUUUUCUUGGAAAGUUAAAUACACAUUUGGUGCUGAAGAGUAUUUUGGGUUUUCAUUUGACCCGGCCUCAAAAAUCUGCCAGUUCCUCUCCACACCCCCGAUGGGUGCAACUCUUUUUUUAUUAUUUUACUGUCAAAUUGUGAAUUUGACUGAUGUAUGGACAUUUGUAUGCUACUAUGAAUGUCGGAGAGAAGUGUCACUCUGGUUGACUGGAACCUUGAAUGAAUAUUGGUAUACAUGUGUUUUUCACAAAAAGCUGUUUGUCAUUCCUUCAUAUCUUUGUUUUCUUCUGUUCUUUUAAGAAACGUUUGUCUGUAGUUUUUCAGUUUACUUUCAGUCUAUGCGCAUAUUUCCGUGUUGAAGCCACAAUUCCAAAUGUGACAAAUGUGCACUUUGUUCAGUAAAAAAUUUACCAGUUCACAUAAGUUUCUGUAUUUUCUGAAUAUCUAAAUAAAAUACCCUACUUUUUGUUAAA
Molecule: messenger RNA, 2495 nt
Organism: Gasterosteus aculeatus aculeatus (three-spined stickleback)
Lineage: Eukaryota; Metazoa; Chordata; Actinopteri; Perciformes; Gasterosteidae
Product: ras association domain-containing protein 1
Biological process (GO): Ras protein signal transduction
Cellular component (GO): nucleus; microtubule cytoskeleton
Source: RefSeq, a predicted model, not a curated record